Molecule: messenger RNA, 1578 nt
Organism: Cydia splendana
Lineage: Eukaryota; Metazoa; Arthropoda; Insecta; Lepidoptera; Tortricidae
Exons: 2
Coding region: 30-1508 (492 amino acids)
Source: RefSeq, a predicted model, not a curated record
GCUUAAGCUACUGCCCGAGAUGCCAAGAGAUGAUGCGACGAGUCGAGGCCCUCUACAACAGAAGGCGUUUCGCGACCCAGUCGUCAGAUUUACUCGAAAUGUUCUCCUGUCCCCCUUGCACAGAUAUCGUGCGUAAGUUCCGUAAUUUCGCCGCCGGUACUUCCAUCAGAAAACAUGAUUCCGAGCUUAUACAUCUGCUGCGUCCCAUGGCGUCUGACAUAGAAUUCAAAUUAAAAAGAUUUUUCAGUGAAACUGGACUUUUUAAAACGGCAGGAGGAGGUUUAAAAGAUAAAGAUAUAAAUAUAAUAUAUAAAGAUCAGGGUUUUCAGGAUGAAGCCGGCAGUUUAAAAUAUCAGGAAGGAAUCAAUAACUAUGGACGAGUCAGGUUUAAAGAUAUAUACGGGAGUUUAAAAGAUGAGGAAGGAAUUAAUAAAGACGAAGGAAAAAGUUUUAUUGAUAAAGACGAGAGUGUAAAAUAUAAGGAAGGAAUAAGAAAAGAUACAGGAAAAGCGGCAUCAGGGGCGGCUUUAUCAUCAGAAAAAUUUGCAGGAAAGACACAAGGAAGAGAAGCUAAAAUGUUAAAAACAAGAAAUAUAGAAGAAACUACGGGGAAAAAAAUAGGAAAAGACGGUGCACAAGGGAGUGAAACCUCAAAACCGAGCAGUUUAAAAGAAACUACGGGAAAAGCGGGGAAAGCAAGAGAAAGACAAGAUACACAAGGAAGGAACGCUGAAACGUCAAAAACAAGCAAUUUAAAAGGAACUACGGGAAAAGCUAAAAGUGCUGAAGCGGCAUCCUCUAAAACUGAUGCAAUAAAUAAGGAUAUUAAAUUACGGAAAUCAAUAGGAGAGGGCAGCAAAGCCACAAAAAAAGCUGCCGUCAGUAACAAGGAAGAAAGUAAGCGAGGAAAACGAGAUGGCAUUAAAAAAGAUGAGGCUGAAAAAUUAAUGGUCAAGGCAUUGGCUGCAUCAAAAAAGGAAGAACGGAAUCUUAGCCCCAUUGACCGUAUGAUAAGGAAGAAAAUCGAUGAACAUAUGCAAAACGCACGUAAAGCUCACGAUGCGGUAGAGAAAGCGGCGCGUCAGGCGAGGGAAAAUGCUGAAAAGGUGAGGCAGUUGAAUGAUGAAAGAAUGCAUCUGCUUAUAGAUGCAGUGGGCGACAAAGAAAGUGUAGAUCGUACUGAGGAUGAAAUAGAAUGUCCCCAAUAUGAAGAACAGUAUGAUAUUAUAAGAGGAGACAAGAUAUAUAAGACGAGUAAAAGUGCGGCAGCAAAACAAGAGAAGGUAGAACCAGCAAUAGAGUUGCAGCCGGUAAAAUCUUGGAGUCCACCGCCUGUGAGCCCACCGUCAGUCGAAAAUAUAACGGCCCAGAGCCGGUCCAAACACGAUGGCGAUGGCGAUGGCGGGCUGAGGUACAGUUUGUCAGAACGGAGAUAUAUCGAUAAGGGCUGGACGAUACUGCCUACAGAAAUUGUUAUGCGGAAGGUAAAGUUGUGGGUAAUUGGUUAAUGAGUUUUUACCACGGACCUGGCGGCCUAGCUAAGGCUGCUAAGGUGACGAUCGCUUGCGCUUCGCCAUC